This is a messenger RNA of Pectinophora gossypiella (pink bollworm), 624 nucleotides long. RefSeq names its product achaete-scute complex protein T3-like (gene Ash3). The record is from RefSeq and is a predicted model, not a curated record. NCBI's taxonomy places the organism in Eukaryota, Metazoa, Arthropoda, Insecta, Lepidoptera, Gelechiidae. The transcript has a single exon. Gene Ontology annotation, biological process: developmental process; regulation of transcription by RNA polymerase II. The coding region runs from base 1 to 624 and encodes 207 amino acids. Gene Ontology annotation, molecular function: RNA polymerase II transcription regulatory region sequence-specific DNA binding; DNA-binding transcription factor activity, RNA polymerase II-specific; protein dimerization activity.
AUGCUUCAUACUAUCCAACCGAAACCGUCACAGUAUUGCGGGACACAUUUACCGAGGAUGGUGCCGAUCGCUCCUGCUCCUGAGAAGAACUAUAUGGAUACGCAAACUGAAAUUCGAAGAUACACGAGUAAAAGCAACCCGUAUACUGGAGCGCAAGCGGCUUCGAUCGCCAGAAGAAACGCUCGCGAAAGAAACCGUGUGAAGCAAGUGAAUGACGGAUUCAACGCGCUGAGGAAGAGACUGCCUGCUGCGGUGAUAGCUGCUCUAUCCGGCGGCUCCAGACGAGGAUCCGGCAAGAAACUAAGCAAAGUGGACACUUUAAAAAUGGUCGUAGAAUACAUUAAAUACCUGCAAAACAUAAUUGAAGAAAGCGAUGCGGCUCUAGGAAUUACGCACGAAAAUAAACAAAUCGCGUCUUACGAAGUUGAUGAAGGUGUCUUCGGGGGUCAAUCUCCUUAUUCUGAAUCAGUGCCAUCACCUGCAGGCUCCGAGUGCUCAUCUGGAGUAUCAUCAGCGUACUCUAACAGCGGCUACUAUCCAAACUAUCAAGUCAGUGAACAAAAGUUAAGUCCAAUGGAAGAAUAUGAACUUUUAGACGCUAUUUCUUGGUGGCAAGAGAAGUAA